UAAUUUCAGAACAAUUUCUAUUUGGUCAUUAACCAACAACGCCGAUUUUUACAUUAAAGCCGAUUACAUAACACCAAUUUACAUAUCUGACAUUGAAAAAGCUCACCACUCGAAAAUAAUUGCGAUAAACCCGAUAGAAAUAGAAAACUCAGAAGGAUACAUAAAUAAACAAAUCUAUACAUUAGAUGAAGAUGGUUUAUUAAAAAUUUGGUCGAUGAUAAAAUUGAAUAAUUCAAAUUACACUUUAAGUUUACAUAUAAACUCAACGAUCGAUUUUAAAGACUUGUAUAAGAACUUAAAUAAUUUACAAUGUACGGAUAUGUGUGUAAAUAAAUUAGAUCCAAAUCAAAUUUUUGUGUCAACGAAUUACGGAAACAUUCUACAUUUUAUAACGACUGGAAAGAAAACCCAUCCGAAAUUUUAUACCGACAAUAAUAACGAUAGAAUAGCUUCGAAUUGUUUAAUAAAUUGUCCGUUUUCGCCUUUAUACUUUUUAUGUGGCUAUCAAAACGGAAAUGUUAAACUUUACUCGAGAGAGACGGAGAAACCCCUUAUGACGAUGUCAAACAAAGACCAAGAGUCGUCCAUAGAUCUUAUACAAUGGUCGAUAAAUAAACCUUGCGUCUUUUAUACGAAAGAUAGCAAAAAUGUUGUUCAUAUUUGGGAUUUAACAAAAAGCGAUAUUUUUCCAAUAUGUUCGUUAAAGUUUAACGAUCGCAUUGAUUAUAUUAAAUUAUCCCCCAAUAUUUCACAAAACAAUACCAUAAAAAGGAGUUAUUUAGUUAUUAUUACUCGCAAUAAAUUUGUUGAUUUGUAUGUUUUAAAUAAAGAGCACGGCCAACAAAAUAAACAAGAUUAUGAUGAUAAUGUCCGUAAAUUUACGAAUUAUGUUAAUAGAUUGUAAAUUGUUGUUUUUUAAUAAACAUAAUGUUUAAA
This is a messenger RNA of Onthophagus taurus, 936 nucleotides long. NCBI's taxonomy places the organism in Eukaryota, Metazoa, Arthropoda, Insecta, Coleoptera, Scarabaeidae. The record is from RefSeq and is a predicted model, not a curated record.